Erythranthe guttata (spotted monkey flower) is the source of this 2203-nucleotide messenger RNA. NCBI's taxonomy places the organism in Eukaryota, Viridiplantae, Streptophyta, Magnoliopsida, Lamiales, Phrymaceae. The record is from RefSeq and is a predicted model, not a curated record.
GGCUUGUAAAAAUCCAAUCUUGAAAUAAAAAUCCAAUCUUGAAAUGAUUACCUUUAUGGAAUCGAAAGAGAAGAUGAAAGAAACAGAGAAGUGUUUGGAUUCACAGUUAUGGCACGCCUGUGCCGGUAGCAUGGUGCAAAUGCCCUCCGUAAAUUCGAAGGUGUUUUACUUCCCACAAGGUCACUCGGAGCACGCUUCUGGAAUCGUCGAUUUAAGGACGUGCCCCAAGAUUCCUUCGUACAUUCCUUCAAGAGUGACCGCGGUUAAGUUCAUGGCCGAUCCGGAAACAGACGAGGUUUUCGCAAAGAUCCAUUUAGUCCCGAUAACCGGAAACGAGGUUGUCUUCGAUGAUCAUGACGCGGCGGCGGUUGGUGGUGGUUCCGAGAAUCAAGAAAAGCCCACAUCGUUUGCGAAGACACUAACUCAGUCAGAUGCGAACAACGGUGGAGGGUUUUCUGUGCCUAGGUACUGCGCGGAGACUAUAUUUCCUCGAUUGGACUACUCGUCGGACCCACCGGUUCAGACAAUUCUAGCGAAGGAUGUUCAUGGCGAGACGUGGAAGUUCAGACAUAUUUACAGAGGUACCCCUAGGAGGCAUCUUUUAACGACGGGGUGGAGUACUUUCGUCAAUCAUAAAAAGCUUGUAGCUGGCGAUUCGAUUGUGUUCAUGAGAGCGGAAAACGGCGAUCUCUGCGUCGGAAUCAGAAGGGCGAAACGGGGGAUCGGCGGCAGCGAGGCGGCGACGGGGUGGAAUCCGGCGGGGGGCAACCCCGCGGUGCCUUACGGUGGGCUGUCGGCGUUUUUUAGGGAGGACGAGGGGAAGUUGAGUAGGAACUCGAACGGCGAUUCGAUUAGUAGUGGGAGAGUUAAACCUGAGGCGGUUAUUGAAGCUGCUACGCUUGGUGCGAGUGGGCGGCCGUUUGAGGUGGUUUAUUAUCCGCGCGCUAGCACACCGGAGUUUUGUGUGAGGGCUAGUUUGGUGAAGGCGGCACUGCAAAUUAGGUGGUGCUCGGGUAUGAGGUUUAAGAUGCCGUUCGAGACGGAAGAUUCUUCUCGUAUAAGUUGGUUUAUGGGGACUAUAUCUGCUGUUCAUGUUGCUGAUCCGAUUCGUUGGCCCGAUUCUCCUUGGAGGCUUCUCCAGGUGGCAUGGGACGAGCCGGAUUUGCUACAAAACGUGAAACGAGUGAGCCCAUGGUUGGUGGAGUUGGUAUCGAGCAUGCCGCCCAUCCACCACCACAACCUCUCCCCGUUUUCGCCCCCACGUAAAAAGAUGAGAUUACCCUUCGAUGGCCAAAUUCCCUUGCCGGCAUUUUCCGGCAACCCGUUUGGCUGUCUCCCGAACAACAACAACAACAACACUCCUGCUGGCAUGCAGGGAGCCAGGCACGGUCUAUCACUGUCGGAUCUUUUUCCGGCCGGUUUUAUGCCUCUCAAUAGAGUCCCUUUACCUAGUACAACCGCAAAUAACGAGAAUGUUUCAUGUCAGCUAACUAUGGGUAAUUCGAAUCGAGGGUCGAAAGUUUCCGAUAAUUGCAAAACGGCCCCUUUUGUCCUCUUCGGUAGGCCGAUACUCACGGAGAAGCAGAUUUCACUGAGUGGCUGCUCGAGCGACACGCGGACGGGGAAUAGUUCCUCAGAUGGGAAUGAGGGUAAACUGGGAAAUAAUUCCGACGAAGGUUUUCAGUCGGAGCUCGAUUUGGAGACAGGUCACUGUAAGGUUUUUAUGGAGUCUGAGGAUGUGGGAAGGACUUUGGAUCUAUCUCUGCUCGGUUCUUACGAAGAACUGUACGAGAAGUUGGGAAGUAUGUUCGGUGUUGAAAUUUCGGAAAUUAUGAAUCGUGUAAUUUACCGGGAUGCCACUGGGGCUGUUAGGCAAAUCGGAGACGAAUCGUUUAGUGAUUUCUUGAAAACGGCGAGAAGGUUGAGAAUUGUAGCUGAUACGAACAAAUGUAAGAGUGUAGAUUUUUGACCAAAUAAAUUAGGCUUCUAAUUUUAUUUUUUUUCUGGACUUGUAAUAAGGAGAUUCUUUAAUUGUGAAAUGCAAUCUGGGAUGAAAAAGAAUGCAACAGAUUCUGUUUCUUUGCAGACGGGGUUUUCGUUUUUUCAUUUUUUCGUUUUUCGUUUGUUUGUACAGUGAAAAAAGUUUGAUGUAAAUGAGUUAUGUCUUUUGUUUAGCAUAAAUCAUGCCAUUUUCUUGAUUUGA